AUGGUCGGCGGCGAGCUACCCGACGACGACAUUGCGCUCAUCGCCACGCCGCUCCAACUACCUAAUGGCGUUGUUAUCCCGAACCGCCUGGUAAAGGCGUCCAUGGAGGAAGGUAUCACCGGCGGGCUGCCUGGAAAGCGACACCGCAGGCUGUACCGCCGCUGGGGCAAGGGCGGCUGGGGCGGAGUCAUGACGGGAAACGUCGCCGUCGACUCGUCACAGCCAGCAACACCGCACGAUCUGCGGGUAUACGACUCGCCACACACCACGCCGCUGUAUUGCGAGCUGCACGACGCGCUACUCGCCGACGCACCCGAGCCACGACCGUUAACGCUCGUCCAGCUCUCGCAUGCUGGAAUGCAGAGCAGCGCAACGUUUGGCCUGGCGCGUGCACCCUGGGUACCGGCACUGGCGCCCGUCAGCGAUCGCCCAAGUCUGGGACGGGGCCCAUUUGCGUGGUUCCUCGAACGCGCGUUCUGGCCGACCAAGAGCCGAGCGGUGGUCGACCGCGCAGAGUGGCUCGACAUUGCCGGCAAGUUUGUCGAUGCAGCGCAGACAAUGGAGGAAGCUGGCUGGGGCGGUGUGCAAGUGCACUCGGCUCACGGUUACCUUCUUGCCGAAUACCUCUCUCCAUUGCAGUUUGUCAAGUCUGUCAAGAUCAACUGCUCUGAUUUCGUCCAAGGCGGUCUUGACGAGGAGCAGGCUGCCGAGGUCAUCCGCGAGGUCGUCUCGUGGAAGCUCGUCGACAUUCUCGAGGUGUCGGGCGGCACAUACUCCAACCCUGCAUUUACUGACCCCCCACCCGCCAACGCCCGCGAGUCCCUGUUCUCGUACUUUACCCAAGCACUCAUCCCCACCCUCCCGCCCGUACCCCACGGCCCGGCCAUCAUGCUCACGGGCGGGCUGCACGACCGCGCGCUCAUCGCGUCGUGUAUCCGCAGCCGGGCAUGCGACCUCGUGGGCAUUGCGCGCGCGGCCGCGCUCGUCCCUGACCUGCCGCACCGCGUCCUCCUCAACCAGGACCUGGACGCCAGCAAGGCCCGCGUAAACGUCGCGGCCAUCCCGCACGGCGACCUGGUCAAGUGCGUGCUCGGCGGCGGCGGCAUGUCGGGGCUGAGUCCCGGCCGCAUCAAGCUCGUGGGCGCCAGCGUGUCGACGUUUUGGUUCGAGUGGCAGAUGGCCGCCAUAGGUCGCGGAGAGGACCCCGACCCGGCCCUCGACUGGAUCAGCGGCAUCUUCCACAACUGGCUCUGGUACGACCUGUGCUCUGGCGGCCCGGUCGGGUGGUAUAAGCGCUGGAUGGGGGAGUGGUGA
Molecule: messenger RNA, 1314 nt
Organism: Apiotrichum porosum
Lineage: Eukaryota; Fungi; Basidiomycota; Tremellomycetes; Trichosporonales; Trichosporonaceae
Exons: 4
Coding region: 1-1314 (437 amino acids)
Molecular function (GO): oxidoreductase activity; FMN binding
Source: RefSeq, a predicted model, not a curated record